Molecule: messenger RNA, 2286 nt
Organism: Talpa occidentalis (Iberian mole)
Lineage: Eukaryota; Metazoa; Chordata; Mammalia; Eulipotyphla; Talpidae
Gene: CGREF1
Product: cell growth regulator with EF-hand domain 1
Exons: 7
Coding region: 486-1325 (279 amino acids)
Molecular function (GO): calcium ion binding
Source: RefSeq, a predicted model, not a curated record
UGCCCAGGGAGGAACUGGGUUCCUGUUCUGGAAAGCCAAGUGGAAGCUGAAUGGGUAUCGACAGGGAUGCUGUGGAAGACAUUUCAGCACUGGAUGGAAAAUUACACAAGACAAGCUGUUUGGUUUUCUCUUAAACUUUUUUUCCCCAAUGCAUUUUCUCUUUUAAUUGAAGUAAUAUCACGUUAUGACAUAAAUUUCAAGUGUGCACUGUUGAAGACCAGCGUCUGUAUAUACUACAUUAAGUUCACCGCUGAAAAUCCAAUUUUGUCUUUCACCUACAACUAUCCCCUUUGUCGGAUUUCCCACCCCACCCUAAGAUAACCUUCUAAGGCCCUGCCACCUCCUAGAAUCAGAAACACUCAAAGAGUGUCUGUCUGGCCAACCACCAAACUAUCUUAUCCUGAGCCCCUAUGAGGGGGUCGCUGAUAUCUGUGCUGGGCUCCUCCCUGAGCAAGAGGGCUGUCACCUGAGCUGCAGUUACAGGAAUGAUGUUUCCUUUGAUGAUGAAAAUGCUAGUGCUGCUGCUGCCCCUGGCCCAUGCUGCCCCCAAGGACGGAGCCUUGAGGCUGGACCCUGAAGUACAACACCAGCCCUUGCUCAACCCCUUCCAGCCAGGCCAGGAGCAACUCCGACUUCUGCAGAGCUACCUAAAGGGACUACAGGGGAUGGAAGAGGAACCGGAUCACAUGAGCCGGGAGCAGGUUCUCCUCUACCUCGUUGCCCUGCAUGACUACGACCAGAGUGGACACCUGGAUGGCCUGGAGCUGCUGUCCAUGUUGACAGCAGCUCUUGCUCCUGGAGCUGCUGACUCUCCUGCCCCCAACCCGGUGAUCCUGGUGGUGGACAAGGUGCUGGAGACCCAGGACCUGAAUGGGGAUGGACUCAUGACCCCUGGGGAGCUCAUCAACUUCCCAGGAGAGGCCCCAAGUCAGGCAGAGCCCAGAGAGCCCCUGGAGCCACAGGAUAUUGGGAGGCAGCCCCUGUCCACUAAAAUCCCAUCAGGACAAGAAGCACAGGAAGCCCCAGACCCCAGAGACCAAGCUGGGGGACCAGAGGAGUCCAGAAGGGGAUCUGUGGAGCCUGCACAGGAAGCUGGGGGCCCAGUUGAGGCCGAAGGAGAAGCCCCAGGUCCUGGAGGGGAGACUGGGCACCCGGCUGAGGCUGAAGGAGAAGCCCCAGGCCCUGGAGGGGAGACUGAGGGACAGGCAGAGGCCCCAGACACUAGAAAGGAGGCAGAAGAGCUUCCACAGGAAACGCUGGAGUCUAGGAACACCCCCGAUGAGUUUGAGGCUCAUGCUAUUCAACUGGAGAACGAUGAGAUGUAAACCUUUCCCCCCUGCAAGUGUGAGCGCCAGCGCAUAAGCUCUGAAGGGUGCGUCUCUGGAGAAGGACCACCUCCGUGUCCCCUUCCCAGCCCCCGCGGGGGCGGGUCUUUCUGUGCAGGUCUGGGAGACCCUAUAUUGAGGGGCACCUCUGGAGUCAGCCCACCAAAUAAAGAACCGAAUGAACCGUGCCCCGGGCAUGUCUACAGUGUGCCUGCCAGACCCGGGGGCCCAGCGGGGGGGAACUGGGCAGGUCUUGGAGAAGCAGGGAUGCGGCUUUCCCCGUGUCCCCGGCCAGUGCUGAGACGCAGCGGAGUACAGCACCAGGCCAUGGCCGGCUGCAGACCGCCCUGGGAAGAGCGCCAGCCCUCCCGGGAGCCCACAUACCGCGGUGCCCCCUCUCCUGGUGUUCCUCCGGGGCUCAUCUUCCGCAAGGCCGCAUCUGCGCUCUGUGCCCCCGCCGUGUGAACAACAACCUCUCCUGAGAGCAGAGCACACGCCAGCCAUCCAGCUGGGCACGUCACCCAUUGCCUGAUUUUAUCCUCGCGAUCAUUCUAGGAUCAUGCAGAAUUAGUUCCGUUUACCAGGUGAAGAAAUUGAGGAAGACGAGUUCAGUCACGUACCCGGGUGACAAAGCUAAUUAAGUGGUGGGUAUGAACUCGGGUCUUUCUGACGCACAUUCUCGGGCCUCGGCCACCCUGCCCUAAUCUUCGAGUGGAAACGGGCCCAUUCUGCCCUCCAGGCCCGGUCUCCCCACAGGACAGCAACACUGUGGGCAGCCCCAUCUGUGGUUGAGGCACUGCCUUAAUUAUAAGGCUGCCCAAGGACCGGACUUUUAGGCUCUGGGGCAGUCAUGGUGGAGAUAUUUUUAGACUGUGAAGGUGCCACCAAACCACUGAGUUGGCUCAACCACCUGGACACUCUUGGAGCCAAGGGACGAGAGACGAGGGGCAGGGAGGGAGGG